Molecule: messenger RNA, 321 nt
Organism: Moesziomyces antarcticus
Lineage: Eukaryota; Fungi; Basidiomycota; Ustilaginomycetes; Ustilaginales; Ustilaginaceae
Exons: 1
Coding region: 1-321 (106 amino acids)
Source: RefSeq, a predicted model, not a curated record
AUGAUCUACGACCCGACUCUGCGCUCCCGUCCGAACCGAAACUGCGCUGAGUACGAUGACGACGACGAUGCAGACCAGCUGCACCAUCCACCGCACUCGCAUCCACAUCCAGCCUCUCACAAAGCAGUGCAACCUCGAAUCCGCCAAACUUGGUCGCUGCCGACUCAACAAUGUGUGGACUAUGCAGUCGCCACCUUCGAAACGCCAGCAUCGACGGAACUACAAUGCGCACUUCGCUUGACCGUACCUCUAGAGGGCACCAUCAGCACUGCCAUUGAAGGUGUGGCUGCGAGAAUUCUGGACCACGGCUUUUUCUCUUGA